GGGACUGGGGAAGGGCGAGCGGCGGGGACUGGGGAAGGGCGAGCAGCGGGAGGCACGGGCUCUCUCUAGCAGGUGGCUGCAGCCAUGGAGAGGCUCUGUGCCGCCGCUGUCAAGGGCCAGACGGGCCCAGAGCGCCCAAGCCCCUUCAGUCAGCUGGUCUACACCAACAACGACUCUUACGUGAUUCACCAUGGGGAUCUCAGGAAGAUCCACAAAGCUGCCUCGGGCCAAGCCUGGAAGCUGGAGAGGAUGAUGAAGAAGACGACAAUGGACCUGAACAUAAGAGAUGCGAAGAAGAGGACUGCUCUACACUGGGCCUGUGCCAAUGGCCAUGCAGAAGUAGUAACACUUCUGGUAGAUAGAAAGGGCCAGCUUGACGUCCUUGACGGCGAAAACAGGACAACUCUGAUGAAGGCUCUGCAAUGCCAGAGGGAGGCUUGUGCAAAUAUUCUCAUCGAUUCUGGUGCUGAUCCAAAUAUCGUGGAUGUGUAUGGCAACACAGCUGUCCAUUAUGCUGUUAACAGUGAGAAUUUGUCAGUGGUGGCAAAAUUGCUGUCCUGUGGUGCAGACACUGAAGUGAAGAACAAGGCUGGCCACACACCACUUUUAUUGGCCAUAAGGAAAAGAAGUGAGCAAAUUGUGGAAUUUUUACUGACAAAAAAUGCAAAUGCAAAUGCAGUUGAUAAGUUUAAAUGCAUUCAUCAACAACUUUUGGAAUAUAAACAAAAGAUAUCUAAAAAUUAUCAAAAUAGUAAUCCAGAAGGAACAUCUGAAGGAACACUUGAUGAGGCUGCACCCUUGGCGGAAAGAACACCUGACACGGCUGAAAGCUUGGUGGAAAGAACACCUGAUGAAUAGGAUACAGUGAAUUCCUCUUCAAAGAUUUUAGCCUGUAAACAUCCUUUAAAAUUCAAGAGGGGGAAGAUUAAGUACAAUGAGUUCUGAGUUCCUCAUCAAAGAACAAAUAUGUCAGUAUGUUCAGCUUCUCUGUUCUUUGUUCUCCGUUUUAAAGUUUAACUUCCUCGUUCGUUAUGCCUCCUUGCCCCUAGUUUCAUUAAACAACCCCCUUCUAGCCUCUAACACCUGCUUUGUCUUUAGUCAUUCUUAGUAACCUGCUCUGUCCUUAGUCAUCCUUAGACACCUGCUCUGUAACUGUCUUUCCCACUGAAACUACUCACCCUGCCACUCCAGCUCAUACCCCUGCCCUCUUUGAAAUAGCCAAUCUGAAUUGGCUUAGAGUGUGCAGUCCAACCCUAUCCAAUAGGGAAAAGACACAACAGUAGGGACUAGCUGCGUUAGAAAUAAGAACACUUUCCCCUCCCUUGUCCGGUGUGAUCUUGCCUUUGCUCCAUCUGCAAGAUCACUCUUCCAUAGAAGUAAAUUUGCCUUGCUGUAAAAACUU
Molecule: messenger RNA, 1402 nt
Organism: Pan troglodytes (chimpanzee)
Lineage: Eukaryota; Metazoa; Chordata; Mammalia; Primates; Hominidae
Product: putative ankyrin repeat domain-containing protein 30B-like
Molecular function (GO): protein binding
Source: RefSeq, a predicted model, not a curated record